UAAGCAUCCUUUCAAAUGCUUGUUCAAAAAAGAGGAUCAUCAGUACGUGGCUCUGCUUGGCCUCGGCGUCUUCAAAAACUGUACUGCUUGAGUGUUGAGCAGAGUCAGCGAACAAGGCAGAGCUACUUGGGAACAAUGCCAGAACACGGACUUUGCUGUCUUCUUCUUUCUCUUGUCAUCAUCGUCUCGUGUUCUUUACAAUCACUCGCAUCACCAACCUACAGGUUCCCGCGAUUCCUUGGGAAGUUCGCAGGUCAAACGGAAUCUCACCCUCAGAUUGAGCCUCAAUACGAAACCCAAUAUUUCGAACAGCGUCUUGAUCACUUCAGUUUCGCGGAACUCCCCAAGUUUCGUCAGCGGUAUCUUAUCAGCACUGAGCAUUGGCUUGGUCCUCAGCGCUUGGGUCCUAUUUUCUUCUACUGCGGCAAUGAAGGAGAUAUUGUCUGGUUCGCUGCCAAUUCUGGCUUUAUUUGGGAAAUCGCACCUCAGUUCGGUGCCAUGGUUGUUUUUCCGGAACAUCGAUACUAUGGCGAAUCUGUCCCCUUCGGAAGUAAAGACGAGGCUUAUAAGAAUGCUACUACACUGUCAUACCUUACCACUGAGCAAGCGCUUGCUGACUUUUCUGUUCUACUUACCGAGCUGAAGCAAAAUUUAUCUUGCAAGGAUUGUCCGGUUGUGCUGUUUGGCGGAUCAUAUGGUGGAAUGUUAGCAGCAUGGAUGAGACUCAAAUAUCCUCAUAUUGCAAUUGGAGCACUUGCAUCUUCAGCUCCAAUUCUUCAAUUUGAAGACAUUGUUCCCCCUGAAACGUUCUAUGAUAUUGUUUCCAAUGAUUUCAGGCGUGAAAGUCCUAGCUGCUUUAACUAUAUCAAGCUGUCUUGGGGUGAGCUGAAAUCUAAGGGUCAGACAAAUAAUGGCCUUGAACAACUUACCAAAACCUAUCGCUUAUGUCGGCAAUUGAAUAAAACAGAGGAUCUUUCAGACUGGUUGGAUUCUGCCUAUAGUUAUUUGGCAAUGGUGAACUAUCCAUAUCCUGCUAACUUUAUGAGGCCUUUGCCUGCACACCCCAUCAAGGAGGUUUGCAAAAGGAUUGAUGAUUGUCCUGCUGGAACUAGUAUCUUGGAUCGCAUAUAUGAAGGAGUGAACGUUUACUACAAUUAUACUGGAGAGGCUGAAUGUUUUGAACUGGAUGAUGAUCCUCAUGGCCUGAGUGGCUGGAAUUGGCAGGCUUGCACUGAGAUGGUUAUGCCAAUGUCUAGUAGCAAGGAGUCCAGCAUGUUUCCAACAUAUGACUUUAAUUAUUCUUCUUUCAAAGAGGAAUGCUUCAAGAAUUUUGGAGUGACACCGAGGCCAAAAUGGAUUACCACACAAUUUGGUGGCCAUGAUAUUCACGGUGCGUUGAAAAAAUUUGGAAGCAAUAUAAUUUUCUCAAAUGGCUUAUUGGAUCCAUGGAGUGGUGGCAGUGUUCUGCACAACAUAUCUGAAAGUAUCGUUUCUCUUGUCACUGAAGAAGGAGCACACCACAUAGAUUUACGUGCUGCUGGCCCUGAUGAUCCUGAUUGGUUGGUAGAGCAGAGGACAAUUGAGAUCAAGCUAAUUGAAGGCUGGAUUCAGGAUUACCACGAACAAAAAAAGGCUGCAUAUAGCAUGUAGAUUUAUAUUUUGGUGGCUGUCUAGUUUCAACGUUGUAUCACCGUUUUCUCCUAUGGAGGUCUUAAAAUCCACACGUGGUAGUCUAUCUAUGAAAACCUUGGACGCAUAGUUUUGUAAAUAGCUAGUGAAAUACUUUCCAUUUUAUCUCAUUCUCUGGCUCUUCCAAGCUUGUAAGUCUUUUAUUUUUUUAGUGGAAAUUUGAUUCACGUACUGCUGUGAA
Messenger RNA from Prosopis cineraria, 1870 nucleotides. RefSeq lists its product as uncharacterized. Gene Ontology annotation, molecular function: serine-type exopeptidase activity; dipeptidyl-peptidase activity. The coding region runs from base 16 to 1650 and encodes 544 amino acids. Lineage: Eukaryota; Viridiplantae; Streptophyta; Magnoliopsida; Fabales; Fabaceae. The record is from RefSeq and is a predicted model, not a curated record. Gene Ontology annotation, cellular component: vacuole. The transcript has 11 exons. Gene Ontology annotation, biological process: proteolysis.